GCCGCCCGGGGUCCCGGCCGCCCCAACCGCCGUUACCGCAUCCGGGUCCGCGCCUGCGCACUGCCUACAGACGGCGAGUCCACGGUGCACGUCACUGCCGCGCGCCUCUCGUUUGCGUCAUCGCCGCGCGCCGCGCCGGCGGCUCUAGGAGCUGGUGGGAGCAGAUGGCGGCGGCGGAAGCGGCGGCGCACAAUGACCCCGGACCUGCCCAAGAGCUGCUGGUGGCCUGGAAUACCGUGAGCACCGGACUGGUACCGCCGGCCGCUCUGGGACUGUUUUCUGUACUCCAGGCAUCCUCCCGGACCAGCGGUGCGGUCCCUCCAAAGGAGGAGGAGCUCCGGGCGGCGGUGGAGGUUCUCAGGGGCCACGGUCUGCACUCGGUCCUGGAGGAGUGGUUCGCAGAGGUGCUGCAGAACGACCUGCAGGCUAACAUAUCUCUCGAGUUCUGGAAUGCCAUCUCCCAACGUGAGAACUGUGCAGACGAGCCCCAGUGUCUUCUGCUGCUCCUCGAUGCUUUUGGGCUCCUGGAGAGCCGCUUGGAUCCCUACCUGCGUAGUCUAGAGCUCCUGGAGAAAUGGACUCGCCUGGGCUUGCUUAUGGGCACCGGUGCUCAGGGGCUUCGGGAAAAGGUUCAUACCACGUUACGGGGCGUCUUGUUCUUUUCCACUCCCAGAACUUUUCAGGAGAUGAUCCAGCGCCUCUAUGGGCGCUUCUUGAGAGUUUACAUGCAGAGUAAGAGAAGAGGAGAAGGAGGAACCGACCCCGAACUGGAGGGGGAAUUGGACAGCAGAUACGCCCGCCGCCGGUACUACCGCCUUCUGCAGAGCCCACUCUGUGCGGGAUGUGGCAGUGACAAGCAGCAGUGCUGGUGCCGCCAGGCGCUGGAGCAGUUCCACCAGCUCAGCCAAGUCCUACACAGGCUUAGUCUGCUGGAGCGGGUCAGUGCCGAGGCCGUGACUACCACUCUGCACCAAGUGACCCGAGAGAGGAUGGAGGACCGCUGCCGGGGCGAGUAUGAGCGCUCCUUCCUGCGUGAGUUCCACAAGUGGAUUGAGAGGGUGGUCGGCUGGCUGGGCAAGGUGUUCCUGCAGGACGGCCCCAGCAGGCCUGCGUCCCCGGAGGCUGGGAGCUCCCUGCGCCGGUGGCGCUGCCACGUGCAGAGGUUCUUCUAUCGCAUCUACGCCAGCCUGCGCAUCGAGGAGCUCUUCAGCAUCAUCCGAGACUUCCCGGACUCCCGGCCGGCCGUGGAAGACCUCAAGUACUGCCUGGAGAGGACCGACCAGAGGCCGCAGCUUCUUGUGUCCCUCAAGGCUGCCCUGGAGACGCGACUCCUCCACCCAGGCGUGAAUACGUGUGACAUCAUCACCCUGUACAUCUCCGCCAUCAAGGCGCUGCGCGUGCUGGAUCCCUCCAUGGUUGUCCUGGAGGUGGCCUGUGAGCCCAUUCGCCGCUACCUGAGGACGCGGGAGGACACGGUGCGGCAGAUCGUGGCAGGGCUGACCGGGGACUCGGAUGGGACGGGGGACUUGGCUGUUGAGCUGUCCAAGACGGACCCGGCCAGCCUGGAGACCGGCCAGGACAGCGAGGAUGACUCCGGCGAGCCAGAGGACUGGGUUCCCGACCCUGUGGACGCGGAUCCAGCUGGAGAAGAAGUGGGUUUUCGGCAUCCCCACCUCAUGGGCUUGGCCGGGCACGAGCUGCCUGGCGCCAUCUGUGCCGCCUCCGUGUCUGAGAGGCGCCGGUGGUGCCCGUGCCGUGCAGGGAAGUCCAGCUCUAAGCGGCGCUCCUCGGAUAUCAUCAGUCUGCUGGUCAGCAUCUACGGCAGCAAGGACCUCUUCAUCAAUGAGUACCGCUCGCUGCUGGCCGACCGCCUGCUGCACCAGUUCAGUUUCAGCCCCGAGCGGGAGAUCCGCAACGUGGAGCUGCUGAAGCUGCGCUUUGGCGAGGCCCCAAUGCAUUUCUGCGAGGUCAUGCUCAAGGAUAUGGCAGACUCGCGCCGCAUCAAUGCCAACAUCCGUGAGGAGGAUGAGAAGCGGCCCGCAGAGGAGCAGCCGCCGUUCGGGGUCUACGCCGUCAUCCUCUCCAGCGAGUUCUGGCCGCCCUUCAAGGAUGAGAAGCUGGAGGUUCCCGAGGACAUCAGGGAGGCCCUGGAGGUCUACUGCAGGAAGUACGAGAAGCUGAAGGUAUGGCCGCGCCGCUGGGGCACCGGCACCUCGGACGAGUCCCUCUGCGUCUGCGCCCUGCGCUCGGCACCCUCCCCUCCCCUCCUGGGAGCCUGUCUGUGCAGGUGUGCACACUCUCUGCACGCCCUCCUGUGCCCCCAAGGCGCUGGGAGUGGGCGUGUCCCUGGGCCGCCUCUUCCACCGACCACCCUCUUGGCCUGCAGGGAUCGCCCCAGGGGGAGUCGGGGGCUCUGUCUGUCCCAUGGGCGUCUCCAGGGAGUCUCCAGGUUGCUUUUGAGGUGUUUGACCUCUGCCCCUCCGCCCUCCUGCCCCUCCUGCCCCUCCCUGGCAGCUGCUUCCUGGAGUGCCAAGGCGCUUGGGCACCCAGACCGUGCUGUCUGCUGUUAGGUCCCUGGGGCCACAGGGCUCGGCAAGGAGAAGGGGGUGUGUGGGCUGGUCAGGAGGCCGGGGGCCAGGAGUGGCCGAUUGGCAGAGUUUAUCGCUCGUCCCCUCCAGUCCUGGCGUUGGGAGUCCAGGUGAGAGGUGUGGACAGGUGGAUCCUGGUGUGGGCAAGGGUCCGUGGCAUGGAGGACCCUUCUUCCAGGUGAUGGUUCAGAGGAGCCGUGUUGGGAGAGAGGAGGGAGUUUGGGACACCUGUCCCAGGUUUCAGGGGACAGGUGGAGAAGUGGGUUCUGGGGCGUUCAGUCUGAUGAGUGGGGUGUGGGGCCCUGAGAGGCCACCGGCCGGAGGAGACGCCAGGCACCCAAGCAGAGGACAGGGCCGCAGGUGUCCAGGGUGCAGACCCUGAGCCCUCGAGGGACCUGGGACACCCCUGGAGGUGGGAGCCCUCAGGACAGAGCCCCAGGAGGGCGGCAGGUGGGGCUGGGCUGGGACCCUUCCUGCCCCUGCGUGGGGGGUGGUGCUUGCUCUGUGGGGCCUCGGCGCUGCCCUGCCCCCGCCCCCACACCCCAGUCGAGGACGUCCACGUGGCCCGCCCGUGUGCUCGGCACCCUCCCCCGCUGCUCUGGCUGCCCUGCUGGCCUCUGCGCCGCAGCUUGCCUGCCUGGAGAGGCCCCGCCGGCUUCCUCCGCAGUUCCCCCUGGGGCCUGGGGGUGGCUCAGGCGUGCCCUCCAUCUCAGGCCGUGGACCCGGCAUGCCAGCGCUGGAGCGGCCGGGCAGGCCCCCACUCUGUGCCAGGAGGCCAAGCCUGUGGCCACGGUGCCUCUGCUUCCCGCCAGCCGGGCUCCUGGUCCGAGGACUGCGCUGGACACGUGCGGGUGGCCGUGCCUGUGCCGUCUGCCGCUGGGCCUCGCGUGUGCCCGCUGCAGGCCGGAGUGGUUGUAAAGGUCAUGGCCUUGGAGCCAGAGGGCGUGGUUACGAGCUUGGCCAGCUGCCAGCUGUAGAGAGGUUAGCUGUCGCCCCCCUUCAGAGCUGGGGGCGUGAAGAAGGGCUCAGAGCAGCCAGUGUCCCCCAGGCCGGCCCUGACGAAGUGCCCCAGACAGGUGCCGUCGGUGCCCCGGGAAUUUAUUGUUUCGGUUCUGGCAGGCAGCAGUUCACAGCCAAGGUGUGGGCAGGGCCGCGCCCCCUCCAAAGACUCCAGGGGAGGGUCCUCUUGCCGCUUUCAGCUGCUGGGGCUCCAGGUGUCGUCGGCUUGUAGAGGCGUCACUCACCUCUGCAUCGUGCCCCACGGCCUCUCCUGGUGUCUCUGUGUCCACGUUCUCCUCUUCUUAUGGGGACACCAGUCGUACUGGAUUAAGGGCCCCCCACGCCAGUGUGACCUCACCUUAACUAGCUGCAUCUGUAGUGACCCGACUGGCAAAUAGGGUUACGUUCUGAGGCACUGGGGGUGAGGACUUUAACAUCAUUUGUGGAGGUCACAGUUCAGCCUGUGAGAGUCUACUCUCUGGCCCCCCAAAUUCACGUUUUUCUCAUAUGCAAGUUACAUUUAGCCACGUCCAGCGUCCCCAGAUUUUAACCAUUCUGGCACCAGCUCAAAGUCCCAGAUCUCUAAGUCAGGUCAGGGUGAGAGCUGGGGCACGAUUCUCCUUCAGCUGUAAACCUAUGAAUAAAUCUUUCUCUGCUUCCGAAGUCCAGUGGUGGGACAGGUGUUGGGCAGACACCUGCCCUCCAAAAGGGAGAUACUGGAAGGAAGGGAGGGUUCCCAGGCCCUAAGCAAGUCUGAAUUCCACUGGAGGAAAUUCCACUCCAUCUGGCUGGGUGCCAGUCUUCUCUGCCCUCGGGGGCAGCCCCACCCUGCCAGGCCAGGCCUCUGCAGCAGGGCCCUGCCCUCGGAGUCAUGCUCUCCCUCUGGCCGUCCCUCCCUUUCCACCCAGGCUGGCAUCGUUUCCACUGCUAUUAAAUUCUCAGGAGCCUUGCUGGCCUCCGUGCAGUUCUCGGCGUCCAGUCCGUGGGCCUGGGGGCUCUUACACCUCUACUGGCCCCUCUGUCCUGGCUCCUGGGCACUGCUGGUUGGUGCCACCUUGACACAGGUCACCUCUAGGGCCAUAGAGGCUCUGUCUGCAGAGCACACGGCAAGAUGUGCAAACCACCCAGUGCUCCUGGCUCCUUUUUGCUCACCACGUCCUCCCUCGGUUUUCCCUCUCAAUUCACUACAAGCGGUGAGGAGAAGGCAGGCUGCACCUUCCAUACUUUGCUUGGAAAUCUCAGCCUAACGUCCAGGUUCCUCCCUCGCGAGUUCUGCUUUCCACCCAGCAGAGCACGUUUCUGCCGCCGCGUGACGGGUCGCCUUUCCUCCCAUCUCCGGUGAUGUGUUCCUUGCUUUGGCAGGCCUCACUGGAAUGGCCUUUCCUGUCUGUGUUUCUACCAGUAGCCUCUCCAGGGCAACCCAGGAUUUUAUGAGCCUGCAGCUCAAAACUUUCCCAGCCCUCCCCAUCCCCCAACACCACAGCCACGUCCACGUGUUCUAAAAAGGUAUUUGCUACAGCAGCACCUUCUCCUCCGGCGGAAGUCUGUAUCGCUGUCCUGUGGUGGCUGUAACAAAGUACCGCACACCAGGUGCUAAAACAGGAACUUCUCUCGGCUCUGGAGGCCGGGGUGUGAGAUGGAGGUGAGGGCCUUCUGGAGGCUGCGGGCGAGUCCUCCCUGCCUCUUCCGGCCUCCAGGGGCGCCUGUGUCGCUCCAGCCUCGCACGCCGUCUGCCCUCCCGCGAGGACACUUACCAAGUUAGAUUAGGGUUCGCGGUACUCCAGCACGACCUCUUCUUCCCUAACGACAUCUGCAAAGGCCUAGUGUCCAAGUCAGGCCACUUUCUGGGGUCCUGGGGCCAGGACGUGGACGUUUCUCUCAGAGGUGCAGGGGCCCUCGCUGUUAGGGGGUGCCGGGGGAGGGGGAGGGGACUGGAGUCCCGCCGUGUGCUGGUCCCGUCGCUGCCCGCCAGGGUGGGGGCAGGUCAGGGAGCCCUUCCUCACCCGGUCCCAGGUAGCAAAGCCUUGUCCAGCUGGACCCGCUGGGCGGCCCAUGCUGACCCCAGCCCUCCC
Messenger RNA from Orcinus orca (killer whale), 5659 nucleotides. It is a transcript of the gene ANAPC2, whose product is annotated as anaphase promoting complex subunit 2. Gene Ontology annotation, cellular component: anaphase-promoting complex. The transcript has 10 exons. NCBI's taxonomy places the organism in Eukaryota, Metazoa, Chordata, Mammalia, Artiodactyla, Delphinidae. The record is from RefSeq and is a predicted model, not a curated record. The coding region runs from base 165 to 2570 and encodes 801 amino acids. Gene Ontology annotation, molecular function: ubiquitin protein ligase binding. Gene Ontology annotation, biological process: ubiquitin-dependent protein catabolic process.